Molecule: messenger RNA, 2981 nt
Organism: Rhinichthys klamathensis goyatoka
Lineage: Eukaryota; Metazoa; Chordata; Actinopteri; Cypriniformes; Leuciscidae
Gene: tmem62
Product: transmembrane protein 62
Exons: 14
Coding region: 89-2002 (637 amino acids)
Molecular function (GO): hydrolase activity
Source: RefSeq, a predicted model, not a curated record
CGUGAGGCUGUCUGAGUUCCCCAUUCGGCUCCUCAACAUGAAGAAGAGAAGCGCGUGAGGUGAGGCGAGGCAGUGUGAUUUCAUCAGGAUGCUCAGGCUGUUCGCGGCGCUGAUGAUUGUUGGGCUUCUGCUCGCCUGCUUCACUACCUGGCUGUUUGACAGCUAUGACACCGCCUGGCACCCGAAGCGCAGUUUACACCAGUCCAAGAAGAUCGGCCCACCGUUUCCCAGCGGGCAGCGGGACAAUAUAUUUUGGUUUGUGCAGGUGUCCGACAUCCAUAUCAGUCGUUUCCACGAUCCGAGGCGCAUUCCAGACUUCGAGAGGUUCUGUAGUGACACUAUUGAUGUGAUAAAACCUGAUCUUGUGCUGGCCACAGGGGACUUAACAGAUGCAAAGACUGAGAGUAAAAUGGGCUCGCUUCAACAUGAAGUGGAGUGGCAGGCCUACCACAACGUCCUUAAAAGAUCACGAGUGCUGGAACGCACUAAAUGGAUCGACAUUCGGGGAAACCAUGAUGCCUUUAAUAUUAUUUCUCUGGAGAGCGUGAACAAUUAUUACAGAAAGUACUCUGCCAAUCAGAAAGUUGGAUCCUUCCACUACAUACACAGAACCCCCUUUGGGAACUACUCGUUCAUUUGUGCCGAUGCCACUCUGACCCCUGGACCCAAACGGCCCUAUAACUUCUUUGGGAUUAUCGAUCAAACUCAGAUGGACAUGUUGGCGACAUUUAGAGAGGAGAGCUUGAGCAGUAACAAGUCCAUCUGGUUUGGACAUUAUACCACAUCUACUGUCAUCUCCCCCUUCCCAGGAAUCCGAGAGCUCAUGAGUACAGCCGUAGCGUAUUUGUGUGGGCACCUACACACACUAGGAGGCUUCAUGCCAGUACUGCACAGUCGACAUCAAGGAGGCACGAUGGAGCUAGAGCUGGGAGACUGGAUGGAGAACCGCAGGUACAGGAUAUUGGCUUUCGACCAUGACCUGCUUAGUUUCUCUGAUUUGACGUUUGAGGACUGGCCAGCUGUGCUGAUCACCAAUCCCAAAGACGCACAGUACCUUCACCCAGGAGUGGAGCCUCUGGGUCGCAUCCGCAGUUCCACGCACAUCAGGGUCCUGGCUUUUUCUGAAUCUCCGAUCACAGCUGUGUAUGUGAGUGUGGAUGGAGUUUCACUGGGAAAAGCGGUCAGCGCUGGGGGUCCUUUAUAUGUGCUGCUCUGGGAUCCAACACUCUACGCUACGGGACUGCACACUAUCAGAGUAAAAGUGGAGGACUCGGCAGAUCGCUCAAAAGUGCGAGAGCAGCACUUCACCCUGGAGGAGGACCUCACCCCCAGCUUUGGCUUCAUGCAGUCCUUCAUCCUCCUCACAGACCACUACAUACUGGCACGGAUUGCCUUUGUGGCAAUAAUAUUACUAAACCUUGGUGGACUUGUACUCUUCAGAUUUAUGCCUGUAUCUUCAACAAGAGGGCUGUCUUCUCAAGCGUGGAUCUCCCUGCAUCUUGUCAGUAAGAGCAACGUGUUCUACUACUCUCUGCUGCUCUUCAACCUGUGUACAGCAUUAGGUCCAUGGUUCAUUGGGGAAGUCAUAGAUGGACACAAUGGAGCCUGCUUUUCUUUUGGUGUGUUUGUGGAUGGGCAUUUCCUUCAAGGCAGUCUGUCAUAUGUCGUGGGAGUCAUGCAGGUGCUUUUCUUCAAUAUGCCUCUCACUUAUUACCUCUGCUGGAGUCUUCACCACAGGUGUCGUGGCACCAACUUCCGCUCACAAAUCUGCCGGCCGGGCUGCCGCUGGAGGACUCUGGCCAUGCACUUCGGCAUGCUGGUCCUCAUGAUCUGGCAAGCCUAUUCUUGCUACUUCCUGCUGGAGACCUACGGGCCACUGGCCUUCUUCCUGUCUCCCGUGCGUACCUGGGCCUUUCUCAUGGGCCUGCUGUUGGUGUACAGAGCAUGGUGGGGAACUCCUCCUCGUUUCUCCGAUGGCAGCAAGACCAACCGGCCAUUGUGACGCUGACAGUUGCAGAGGGGCCUUCACCUGUAUCAUUAUGACAGACAUUGUUUUGUGCCAAGCUCUUCCCUCCGUUCACCGCUGUCUUUACGGUCAUCAAAUUGCCAAUCAUUCCCAUUACAUGUUAGAAUAGGAAAAAAAAAAACCUUUAGUUAAUAUACAAAUCCGUUGUAUGGAGCGAUGAUAUCGUCAUCAUCACACGUGGAUGAUGGAGCCGUUUAAAACCUUUGACACUCGGACACUGUGGUAGUCUUCAUAGCCAGUUCCCUCCAUUGUGAACCCAAGCAGUGUUGAAGUCCUAACAGAUGUGUGUGGUUAAGCAUACCUAUUACUUUGAUAAUCUGCACAUUAUGUUCUUGUCAAAUUAUGUUUGUUUUUAUGUGUGAGGAGCAAUCAAGAAAGGAAUAAGACUGCCUGAUAUUCUUAAUGAUUCUGCACGAAACUGCCAGUACACAGAGAGGUCAUUUAAUAUGGAUCUUCUCAAAUGUUUUUAAAGCAUAUAUCACACUAAAGAGGGGAAGAUAUCUCUUUCUCAAUUUUCUUACACCUGUACACAAUAUUUAAUGGUUAAUUUAUAUGACGAAGCUGGCCAUUAUCGCAAAUUGUUUCAGACAGAAUCACACACCACUCCACCAAUGAAAUUAAUUUCAAAAGAAGACGAAGCGUCAAGGUUUGCAUGUCGCCAAGCAACAAACAGAUCGGAACUGUGUAUGUGAGCAUAAUGGGACACUGUUCAGCCAAUCAGAACUAUAAUGACCAGCAUUAUCCCCACUUAUUACAUGGCUACUUACCAAAAUACCCACUUAUUUUAAUGCUAGGAUAAACUGUACCGUCACAUGAGGGACAUGAAAUUGCAUGGACUAAUGCUAAAUUGUAUAGUUUAGUGGUCAUUAUACAAAAAUAUUUGACAUAGAAUGCCAACAUUGACCAGAAGGUGUCAGAAUUAUAGGGUUAGUUCACCCAAAAAUGAAAUUUCUAU